Didymodactylos carnosus is the source of this 1068-nucleotide messenger RNA. The record is from the annotation of a GenBank genome assembly. Lineage: Eukaryota; Metazoa; Rotifera; Eurotatoria; Philodinida; Philodinidae.
AUGGCUUCCCAAACUUCGUCAAAAGCACAACAACGAUUUGUAUGGGUUUGGAAAUCCAACGUUGAUCCGUGGUCAAAUGUUGAGCCAGAUGAAUGGAAACGGUAUUCGGACAUUGCGAAUUAUAUGAUAGAAAGCGCCUAUAAACAAAAGCAAAGUCAAGUCGAAUUGAAUGAUGUCUGGAUCAAUUUCAAUUUUGAAGUACAAAUCAAUAAGCAAGAUUCGAACAGACAACGGCCGAUCAAACGAAUAACACAAGGUGAAGAAUAUAUUAGACAGGAAAGAUAUACACUAGAAGAACCACAACUCACCCCAAAAUCAUUCAGCUCGACUGAUAGUAGUUGGUGCAAAUUUCUUCAGGCGGCAGGAUAUUUUGACACAGAUAUUUCAGCUAAUGCAUUAGCUGAGAAAGCAGCUGCAGGCAUUGUAGAAGAAGGUACAAAACUUGGGGAAAAAACAGACGCUGAAGCAAUGGCAGAUGCAUUGAAAAAAGCAAAACGAAAAGGUAUAGAAGAAAUUCGUGUAUGCUGCGCCAGAUUAUAUACGAUGAACAGUUUCUUGUACAAACUGAUCAAUAAAGUUAUGAGAAAUGCAGAAGUACGAUAUGGAAGAUUCGUACAUGAAAGUGAUAAAAAUUAUGCUCGCACAUUAGGACCAUAUUGUUACCUGUUAUGGAGGUAUCUCUACGCCAAAAAUCGUGAAACGGGUAUUGUCGUUUUUAGAUGUGCUGAAUUAACAAAAGAAAUGAUUGAUGAUUAUAAAAAACAUCAGGGGCAACGGGUUUCAUGGGAUGCCUUUACAAGCACAACAAAGAAGAAACAAAUAGCAAUAAACUUUGAUAAAAACACUUUGUUUCACAUCUUCAUUAAUAAUGAAAGAGAUUCUCUUGGUGGUCCAUUCUAUCACCCUCGUUGGCCCGUUCGUGCAGUUGAUAUAUCUUCAUUGUCAGAAUAUCCAUAUGAGGAGGAAGUUUUAUUAGCGGCUGGAACACAGAUGGAGAUAAAUUCUAUUGAAUAUGAUCGGAAAAUUAAUAAAUACUGUAUUGCCUUGACCGCUUAUGGUCGAAAUUAA